This is a messenger RNA of Fonsecaea nubica, 1095 nucleotides long. RefSeq lists its product as hypothetical. Gene Ontology annotation, molecular function: ubiquitin protein ligase activity. The record is from RefSeq and is a predicted model, not a curated record. The coding region runs from base 1 to 1095 and encodes 364 amino acids. Gene Ontology annotation, cellular component: nucleus. The transcript has a single exon. Lineage: Eukaryota; Fungi; Ascomycota; Eurotiomycetes; Chaetothyriales; Herpotrichiellaceae.
AUGUCCCACUCGAAGCGCAACACGUCUUUGGCCUUCUUCACCUCUCACGAACGCUCUCUCCUGCGCUCAAGCUGGGGGACUCAAACAACCCGACUUACACGCGACUCGUUUCUGCCCUUUGGAUACUGCCGCCUGUGUCUGGGCUAUGCCAAGGUCCCCGUGGCUUGCUGUGGGGGAAACAACAGCAAUCUAAAAGUCCAUCUCUUUUGCAGGGAAUGUGCGCUGAACGAUCUCAUGGCGCAGAGAAAGGAGAUUAAACGGCUAGAGAAGGAAGCCGAAAUGAGGGAGAGGGAGGAGCGCGAGGAGAGAGCGAGAGAGGAAGAAGAGAAGAGAAAAAGGGAGUUGGAGGUUUUUGAGAGGACCGCAAUGGGUUUUGCGGACGAUGGGAUUGAGAUGAUAGGAAGGAAGAGGAAGAGGGAAGCCGAGGAGUUGCAUGCCCGUCUGUCAGAAACACAGAGUAAUGGUGAGCAAGGCGGCGAAAGGAACAAGAAGCCAAAAUCCUCCGAAGCGAGUUUCUGGAUCCCAGGCUCCGACAGCCUCUCCGGAUCCACAGCUACAACGUCAACAUCUAAACUGCCAAAGCUCCAUCCACUGUGUCCCGCAUCGACACCGGAGGAUAAACACAACUACUCGCUGAAAUCGCUCAUCGCGGUCAAUUUUGCAGAGAUCGAGCCAGAAAAGGGCGCGGGUGCGGAUGAGCCAACGAGGAUCUGUCCAAGUUGUAAGAAGGCCCUGACUAACACCUCGAAACCGAUGUUGGGAACGGCAGAAGGGUGCGGGCACGUCGUCUGCGGCGCCUGCACUGACUUGUUUCUGGUGGGCACCGCAUCCAAGAGUGUGUCGUCGAAGGCAGGUAAAGGAACCAAUGCCAGCAUUCUCUGCUAUGUCUGCGAAGCAGAUCUGAGCGGCCCGGCACCCGAAGCCGCUGGAGACAACGACGACAAGGAGAACAGGGACAAGAAGCGGAAACAGAAGCAGGCCAAGGACAAUAGUCGCAAGGUCGGCAGGUUGGUCGAAAUUAGUUGCGAAGGUACAGGCUUCGCUGGCGGAGGGUCGAAUGUGGCGAAGCGGGAAGGUGUAGCAUUUCAGUGCUGA